AUAUGGGGACGAUGUUGACAAAAUAUAUAUUGUAUAUUUUGUUAGUCUGUAUAAAUCGAUUUUUAAUGAAGGAUACUGUAUAGUUCUCUUGAAGAAAUAUUUGAAACAUGCAGUCAUAUGGGCAGCUCAAACCCGUGACGUUAUCAAACAACCGUUGAGGGCAGGUGCGCCAUUUUGGCUCAAACAAAGUCGGAAAUUAUUUACUUUGCAAUUUCAUAUUAUUUGGCAUGCUAACAUCGCUUAAUACUUUUGUGAACCUUUGGGAUGAUAAAAUAUCUUACGUGAGCUCAUGUUUCAACCAUGUUCUAUUUAGUUUUGUUUCCUAUGAGAACAAGUGUAAAGUUCUGGUAGCCUUCGCUAGCUACAAGCUAGCUCUGUUGUUUGAUUGGAAUGCAAGUAACUGGGGCUAUAGUUCGCUUGCUAGCUAGCUGCAUUCAGCAGUUUUGACUUGUUAGCUCGAUAGGUAUGGGUGGGUGUUCCGCUCCAAAUUGCUCAAACUCAACAACCAUUGGGAAGCAACUAUUUCGUUUUCCAAAAGAGCCUAUACGCAAGAAUAAAUGGCUUGUAAACUGCCGGCGUAAUUUUGUACCAACUCCACAUUCCAGACUGUGCCAGGACCAUUUUGAGCUGAGUCAGUUUGAAGAAAUAGCCAGGUCGCCAGCAGGGGGAAAGAAGCUGAAACCAAACGCUAUCCCCACUCUUUUCAGUGUGCAAAAUCCACCUUAUCCCAUCACCCCACAGAUAGUGCUACCUUUCAAACCAGAGCCAGUAGAGAGAGAUCUGAAUGUGGGGGAUCAUGGCUAUGCACGGCGGCAACCAACUCUGGGCAUGGAGGAAGAUGCUGAUGAACUACACAAGGCAGAGGAACGUCCCUGCACCCAUUGUCAACCUUACAAAACCCUGCUGGAACAAGAAAUGCAACACACUGCCAGACUUCAGAAAGAGGCUGAGGAAAUGAAGAAGAGGAUGUUCAAACUGGACAGAAUAGAGAGGGGCCUCCAGACAUUUUUGUAUGAAGACCAGAUCCGUGCCCUGACCCUGACCAAGCGUUCCCGGAGAGCUGUGUGGUCCCACGAGACAGUGCUGAAGGCUCGUAAAAUCCGAUGUGCAGUUGGUGCCAAGGGUUACGAAUUCCUUCGGGAGUUAGGCUACCCUUUGCCCUCUUAUAGAACUUUAUGCAACCGCCUGGAGGAAAAAAUCAUGGUGACGACAGCCAUGGGCUGUGAUGAGCUUGCAGAGCUUGGUCUAGGAAUCAUAUCUACAUGUGACAGUCCAGAGGGAGAUGGGGACAAUGAGGCUUUCAUUGGAGUGAUGUCAUGACUCAUGAAAGAGAGAUUUUUGAUCAAUUUGUUUGAAUAUGUGUUUCAUUUUGAAGAAUGCAACGCAAAAUGACAGGACAAUAUAACAAAGACUGACGACAGCUACUAGGCCUAUGCGGUGAAGAAAAUGUGGAAGCAUAUGCACAAUGGGAGAUGUUAGUGUUAAAGCGUUCUUGCUUCUGGACUUGGUUUCACUUAAGUGUUUUUUUAGAAUGGUUUACUCAUGCUAAAGAAGUUGGUGUUUAUUUUGGGAAUGAAACAUAAGCUCCUUCAAAACAAUAAAGAGCAGCAGUCAUCUGCCUUAAAGCGGCAAUCGGCAGAAGAAACAAUAACAAAGCGGCCUCCUCACCCCUGGAUCAUUAAAAAGCUGAGAGAUGGGGCUGGAGAAAUUUAAUCACUCUCAAAUUCAUAGACCUAUGGAUGCAAGGAUUGACCAUCCAUGAUA
This is a messenger RNA of Salvelinus sp. IW2-2015, 1764 nucleotides long. Its product is annotated as THAP domain-containing protein 2-like. Gene Ontology annotation, molecular function: sequence-specific DNA binding. Lineage: Eukaryota; Metazoa; Chordata; Actinopteri; Salmoniformes; Salmonidae. The record is from RefSeq and is a predicted model, not a curated record.